GUCGAGCGUCGACAUUUUGAGCACUAACAAUUAAAAGUAACGGCGGUUGACGCAACAUUUAACGCUGUCAUGUGGACCCAACUACUGAAACUUCACUGCAUGCUGCUCGUUGGAUUGCUGUUUGGCAGCGAGAAAGCUGCUGGCUUGCUGGAUGCCUCAUUAGCAGUUAUAGAAGCAGGCGGCGUUGCUGCACGGCAACAGGAACAGAUGGCAGCAAAAGCUGUGCUCGACAUGGUGCCAGCACCAGCACGCGGCAGUUUUCUGCUCUACCAAUUAGCAAAGGCCAUAAAUUCUGGCAACUACCCUUGGCUGGAGCCGCAGCGUCAAUUUCUCGGUCUGGAGUUGCAGGAGCAAGAACAGGAACUGAUUGUGGAGCAGCAAGUCGAUGUUGUGGACUCCAGCUGGAUGGCCGCAAUGGCAAAUGAAUUUCAGUAUGUGCCCGUUUAUGAGAAUUUUCCACUGGACUUACAGACGUGGUUAAUGGACAGUUAUAGCCUCGAUGCCAUCGAUGUGUAUGAUGGCUGGAUGCGAAGCACUCGACGCUCUGGUGUCGGUGGUCAGGAGAUUUGCAAUGCCGCUGGACAGUGCUUUGAGGUGGCGCAAAUAGUCGGCGCCUGUUGUCCAUUUUGAGGAUAAUAAAAUUCAUUGUGAAAUCGCGAAAAAGAAUAGUGAAGUGUUUUUGAAUAUGAGAUACCCGUUACACAUGUUCAAUAAAUGCAAAAUAGUGAGGUAUUAUUCUUAAAAUAUACUAACUUAAUAUACUGAAAAAUUAUAAAAUAUACCGAGUGCUGUAUUUGGUACCAUAACAUCCAAAAUAUACCAUAAAAUACAUUAUAUACCAGAUUGUGCUUUAAGGAUAUACUAUGACAUCCAAAAUAUACCAUAUCCAAAAUAUACCAAGCUUACAAAAUAUACCAUAGUGAGCUUUAAGGUGGUGCAAGUAGUCGUCGCCUUUUUGUCCAUUUUGAGUAGAAUAAAAUACAUUUU
Messenger RNA from Drosophila nasuta, 987 nucleotides. RefSeq lists its product as uncharacterized. Lineage: Eukaryota; Metazoa; Arthropoda; Insecta; Diptera; Drosophilidae. The record is from RefSeq and is a predicted model, not a curated record. The transcript has 4 exons. Bases 70 to 630 code for a protein of 186 amino acids.